UGCUAGUGAAUUUUCAUCUUCAGCACCGACCUCGUCUUUUAAUCGACUCUUUCCAGCAAAUCUUGGUUACGUUCUUCUAUGGUCUAUUUUGGAUUGCAUUCUUUGGCUCUUCAAGCCAUAGCUAUGUACGGAAAACAACAAUUAACAUUCGAGAAGAAAUAUAUCGAGCCUGGCUCUCCGAAUGACUGACCGUCAAGUCACUGAAUCAUCUGUUGGACUCGCAGGACGCCUUUCACAUGUACCCUAUAAACUAGGUAAGGCGGAGGAUUGCGGAUGGCAAUCCACGAGGAACUUAACUCAGAAUACGCCUGUAUUUAGGGAACUUGGCCCCUGCAAGACAUGGUUUCCAGCUCCUAAUACUGCUGAUGUACCAUGUCUUACUUCAUCAACUGGUGCUGUAUGGCAGGCAACCCGAAAACAGCAAAAGUGGCUAUUGAAAGCCUACCCCGAAGCCCACCUUGGAAAUGAAUGUAUCCAUGACCAAUUAUUGUCAUCGCAUUCACCAGAUCAGUUUCAUGAGGGUGAAGCCCGAUAUUCAUCUCUCUUUGCGAUCGGUGAGUUAACCGAUACAAGCGAUUCAAAGAAGAGCUCUGGUGCGCCGUUGAUAGCGACCGUUACUGGUGAGGCCGGCGAUAUCCUUCGUCUGGCCAAGCCGGGUACGGAAGAAUGGCAAUGGGGUGAAGAUGACAAUGUCUCACUACAAACUUCGAAUAUGAAGGAGACAGAUGAGUUUAUUCUAUACGAGGAGGAAGAACUUGCAGGGCCUAUUCGUUAUCUAAAAUCUGUAGUCGACUCAAAGAGAUACGACCCAACGCGCUGGGUUAUCGUCCAAAGAGACUCCGGAACCCGAGUGUUUCGACCGGAAUACCGCAGGACGCCGACGAUAUCCGAUUACACUAACGUAGAAACACCGUCUCGUAUUGCUGCAAACCCACUGUUCACCCUCUCCAAAAGCCAGACUGGAGGGAAUCCUCAUUCGGAUACGUCGUUCAACCCCGGCAUCAGGGCGAAGCCGCCUCAAUUCGGGCUCAUCGAUGAAUGUGGGUUCUGGAGUAUCUGGGAUGUCGCUCAUAUCAGAAUCAGAACUGGGAAGCCGCGUUUGAGUCUCAGCAAAUGCGGUCAUAUCGAAAAGGGUGUUUUGAGUCAUUUACCCUCUCGAGGCACGGGGAUAUCACAAUGGCACAAGAUAUUAUGGGUUGGCUGUGCGGGGAGCUCAGAAGAGUCGCAGACCUUCGAUUUUGAGGAAGAUGUGGAUAUUUCUGAAACCCAAGGACCCUUUCCACAGCUUGUGCGAUCUUCAACGUUGCUUUUGUGCAAUCCGAAGCUGGUUAGGCUGCUAGAUCUCACAAAUAACACGUUUCUCCCCGAUCUACCCUUUUUCGGAGAGAGAGACCAAGACUCCAUUCUGGACGUGCAUACAAAUCUGCAAGACACCCAGUACAUAUUCGUUCUAACUACAUCAAAGUUGUUUGUAGUCAGGGUAUACUCUACCCAGAGGAAGGAUUGGGGCGAGGUACAGAAAAGCUCUGCUAUCGUGCUAUCAGUAUCGCAUUUCAGAGAUGGCUUCGACCGAAGCUUGAAGUUUGCAGUCACCCCAGGGGCUGUAUCGUCUGGGCAUGCCACUUCCCUGGUCUUCGUAUACUCCAGAAACAACACUCAGGUCGACCUCUUUUCCGUCACUAUGCCGAAAAAGAACCCCUCUAGGGUCUCCUAUCAUCGCGAGGUAGUUUCGUUGGAUGCCGUUCAUCGCUCAUCCCCAGACAUAGCUCUCCAAAGUAUAUAUUUUCAUCCUACGCCAGUCAUUUUGAAAUCUCCAAAUACACUAGCUGAGUUUACACGGCGUCUGGUCCGGCAGAAGGUUCGAUUUUAUCAGCUUUUUGCUAUGACGAAAGACAUGUGUCUUGUUUCUAGUCUCUGCACAUCCACAUCUACAUUAACCAUCAAUCAGAUAAAACGUCCGGACCACAGAGUAUCUCGAACCAAAGACCGGCCUAAAGAAAGAAAAAAGCUGCUGAAAUAUAUGACGUCCCAUUUUGUUGUGCCGGAUGAUAUCGACGUGCAUAAUUAUGAAGAUGGAAGCGUCCAAGACGUCACGAAAAUAUUUCAUCCAUGGCCAACAAUACGAAGGCCCCUUGGGAUAUUCUACGAGUACAUAUGUACGGCUUUUUCUCUCCAGAUUAAAGAAAGUCAAGAACAGUCUUCCAGAGAGGAAAACUUUGGUUCUAAUCCGUUCGACCAUGUUCGUGGUGUUAUUGGGCAAGCUAUUCGGGAUGGAACCAUGUCUGCCACUACUCUUUUCGAAACGAUGGAAGACCUGGCGUUGCCGGCCGAUUUGAGGCAAGCUGCUACCGAAUGGGACUUCGAAAUAGAACAGCUCGGGCAUAUUAACCCUGACAUAACAUUAAUAGCAUUGAAUCGACCACUCAGCCAGGUCACGGAGCCAGCAACUUCACUGCACGGACUCUUUUCUGCCCUUUUCAGUAUGGCAUCCAGCUCUGGUUUAAGCGAAGAGCACCGAAACUGGAUGGAAGUAGCAAAAUCUACCGUAUUCCGACAGAUGGCAUGUGAUGUUUAUUUGUCCCUCUUUGGGCUGGUUCAUCGCCAAAUAGAGUCGAGGCAGACCCAACGAUCUCUUACCGAGGAGCUAGAAAGCAUGGCUAUCGACAGUCAGCCAGAAAGCCGCAUGGGGAGUUUGUCAAGAUCACAGUCCGAGGUGCCUAUUUCGGAACCCAAUACGCCUAGAGCGGAAAGCCAAGGGGAGGAUCCAGCUAUGGCUCUUUUAAGGUCAUACACAGGUAACGGCAAGUUUGUACCGGUAAAGCGUACAAUGCUCCUGGACAAAUGGGAAGUCGGAGCUAACCCUGAUACUUAUGUGUUCGAUCUUGAGAGAAAUAAGGAGGUGACUCCCGGGAUGGAGAGGAGAGCAAAGCAGCUAGCCCGCGAAAGUCGGAAAAGACGUAGGGCAGAAACACUACUCCAGAUGCAGAAAGACAAAGAGCCAAAUCUGCCGGCUACCCAACCAGCGCUAGAUACCCGCUUCUUCAACCAGCAUAGCCAGCCUGUUGCGUAUUCUUCACAGACCCAGGCAAUGAUGUCAGAUCCGUUACAGACUAUGUCUCAGCCAAUACCGGGUAUCUUUGGUCGAAGAGACGAGCGGCCGAAGAAAAAAGUUAAAAAGCGGAAAGGAGGGUUUUAGUAGUGCUUAGAUAUUGGAGUAUCAGUGUUUAAUAAAAAGCUGCCAGGAGUC
Molecule: messenger RNA, 3247 nt
Organism: Daldinia vernicosa
Lineage: Eukaryota; Fungi; Ascomycota; Sordariomycetes; Xylariales; Hypoxylaceae
Product: RNA polymerase I-specific transcription initiation factor RRN6-like protein
Exons: 3
Coding region: 182-3196 (1004 amino acids)
Biological process (GO): nucleolar large rRNA transcription by RNA polymerase I
Cellular component (GO): RNA polymerase I core factor complex
Molecular function (GO): RNA polymerase I general transcription initiation factor binding; RNA polymerase I transcription regulatory region sequence-specific DNA binding
Source: RefSeq, a predicted model, not a curated record